Molecule: messenger RNA, 3887 nt
Organism: Pungitius pungitius (ninespine stickleback)
Lineage: Eukaryota; Metazoa; Chordata; Actinopteri; Perciformes; Gasterosteidae
Gene: nr3c2
Product: nuclear receptor subfamily 3, group C, member 2
Exons: 9
Coding region: 872-3859 (995 amino acids)
Biological process (GO): regulation of transcription by RNA polymerase II; nuclear receptor-mediated steroid hormone signaling pathway
Cellular component (GO): nucleus; chromatin
Molecular function (GO): nuclear receptor activity; zinc ion binding; estrogen response element binding
Source: RefSeq, a predicted model, not a curated record
GCACGUGCCUGACUGUGCACGAGCCCCGCGUGGUGAACCGUUCUCAGGGGUGGCACGUGAAAACGUGGAAGAUGAAGCAACUACGUUACAAAGCGCGGUGAGCGGAAGAAUACGGGGUCAUUUAAUGACGGAUACACGGAGCAACCUUGCAGAGGAGGUGAAGGGUGGGGGGAUAAAAAAAAAGAAAAAAAGAUUGCUUCCCGCGGUUUGUCCUGAGACUUUUCUCCCAGACAGCACUGCGCUGAACGCGGUGCCCUAUUUCCAGGCGGCUCCGUCUACCUGCGCCGGGGCCCCGCCCCCCUUUUUUCGGCUCCCCUCCUCGGAGUGCGCGUUGCACUCGGUGCAGUAGGAGGGUCCAUGUGCACAGAAUGACGGCUCUCUGACUUCCAAGUCAAACCGACUCCUCCGUUUUGUUUUGUAUUACUGUUUUUUUUUUUCUUUAAAAUCUCGGGGCCAAGCAUCGCUUUAAAAAAAAAAAAAAAAGAAGAAGAAGAAGAAGAAAAAAAAAAAGAGACAAAUUAGUUGCGGCCAUAAUGUGAGCUCAUCUCGCUGGUGUCGUCCGACCCCCUCCGCCGCCGUUCAGUCCUGUCAGGGAGCAGCGGCUCGCUGUGGAGGAUUACUACUGAUAAUACGCAGUAGACUUCACCGGUGUGUCUGCCUGUCAAACUACCAAACUAUGUUUCGGAAAGAGUAGGCGCAGCACGUCCGUUGUGUAUUUUUUAUUUUAUUUGACUUUGGCGUGUCUUUUGGUUGUUGUGUGUUAUUUUUUUUUUAUUUUUUUUGCGUGGUCCUUUUUGGAUUAUCGCUGCCCAGCAACACGGCCACCUGACAACUCCGAAUGUCGUAAUCAAGGCGAAUCAAUGAGCCAGCUAUGGAGACCAAAAGAUACCAAAGUUUCUUUGAUGGAAGUGAUACAGUGAACAGAUGGUCGCAAGUCCCCAUCACCAUGGAGCACUGCUGCAGCACGGAGGAUUCAAGUCUGACUAGCAGCGAUAUCCUGAUGGACAUAGUCAACGUCAGCUGCGCUGCCGGAAGCCCGGCCGCCGACUGCAAGGAGACCAACACGAAGAAGCAGGAGCAGCCGAUGCUUCGGCUCGGCCAGAACCAGCCGUUUGUUCUCCCGCUCUUCAACAACUCCCUUCAUGGUCACAAGCAGGAUAUGGACUCUAAAGAGCUAUCCAAGACCGUGGCUGAGUCUAUGGGCCUGUAUAUGAAUGCUGCCAGGGAGGCAGACUUUGCCUUCAGCCAGCAUGGGGGCAGUAGCAGCCCUGGGAAGAUGUACACCGUGUGUGGACGGGCCCUAGAGGAGGCCCAGUGUGGAUCCACGAAAAGCCCCAAGUUAAAGCCAUUUGGGUUCCAGCAGCCCAGCACCACUCCCAGAGAACGCACCACUGAAACUCCGGUUAGUUCGGCCUCAAUGCUGGCCUCGUCUCUGUCCUGCAGCCCCCAGACGUCCAGCGCCAUCUCCAGCCCGGGGGGCAGCAACAAUAUGGUGUCGUCAACCACCAGUCCUCCAGCGUGUUUCGGUCCGGUGUGCCCGUCCGCCUGCAGUCCUGUCAGCCAGACGUCUUGUGCUGCAGCCUUGGCCAACAUCAAGCGCAGGAAUUCAGCCACAUGUAGCCCCGUGGAGUCCAGCACAGUGGGCUCGCCGCCUCUCACCAGUCCGCCCAACGUCAUGAGGUCCCCCUUGUCCAGCCCCCAGAGUAUGAGCAGCGUGAGAUCGCCUCCGUCCUGCAGCACCACCUGUAACAUCAGGUCAUCUGUGUCGAGCCCCACGGGUGGCUGCUGCACCAGCACUGCCAACAACGGCAUCACAGCAAGGCCCUCCAUCUCCAGUCCGGCCAAAGGGGGCGCUAUGGCCGUCAACAGCCCACAGAACCCCUCCUCAGGUGGGUUUCCGCUGUGCAGUCCCGCUAGCAGACUAGGUUUGGUGCAGAAUGACACCAGCAGCCCGGAAGCGGCAGGUCGGACCAGAGACGCGGACUUCAAGAGCUUUGAAUUCCCCAAAGUAGAGAUGGUAGACGGGGAGGUGUUCAACGUCGGCUUAGACCAGAUGGGCAUGGUUAAGUACAUUAAGAACGAGCCUGGAACUGACUUCAGGAGCAUGUGUUUGGGCAGCUCCAAAUGCAGUGGGAGUAGCACACCUUUCAUCACACAGAUCAAGAGCGAGCCGAACCAAGAUGAGGGAUGUAUGAACCAACAGCCCUAUGGCGACCACUCGCCAUCCCAUAGUCUCUAUCCCGCAUCCGAGACAACCUACCUGUCCUUGAGGAAUAACAUUGAUGAAUACAGUCUUUCUGGUAUCUUAGGACCCCCUGUCCCGUCCAUGAAUGGGACCUACGAUCCCGACGUGUUCUCCAACAAUGUCCUGUCUAAAGGGGUUAAGCAGGAGACCCCUGACGGAAGCUAUUACCAAGAGAACAACAGCGUGCCCACGUCGGCUAUUGUUGGAGUUAAUUCCGGGGGGCAUUCGUUCCAUUACCAGAUUGGAGCGCAAGGAACAAUGUCUUUCACGCGGCACGACGUGAGGGACCAGUCCAACCCUUUAUUGAAUCUAAUUUCGCCCGUAACGGCGUUAAUGGAGUCGUGGAAAUCUCGGCCGGGCAUGUCACAGGGCUCGCUGUCGGCCAGGGGCGAGGGAUACCUGGGUCAGAACUGCAUCACGGACAGCUUGACCAGCUCGCCACUGAGACAACUGUCCUCCACGGCCAAAGUGUGCCUGGUCUGCGGAGACGAGGCGUCGGGGUGCCACUACGGCGUGGUGACGUGCGGAAGCUGCAAGGUGUUCUUCAAAAGGGCCGUGGAAGGUCAGCACAACUACCUGUGUGCCGGGAGAAACGACUGCAUCAUCGACAAGAUCCGGAGGAAAAACUGCCCGGCGUGUCGCGUGCGGAAGUGUCUCCAGGCCGGCAUGAACCUGGGAGCGCGGAAGUCCAAGAAGCUGGGGAAGCUGAAGGGCGCCAGCGAGGACCCGCCGGGCUCCAAGGACGCCCAAACGGCCGCCGGCGCCGUCGGAGGCGGCGGGUACCUGUCGUCGGAGAAGGAGCUCAACGCCGGCGCCGGCGCCCUGGUGCCCCACGGGCCCGGCGGGGUCACGCCUUUCCUGCCGCCCUCCAUCUGCAGCGUGCUGGAGCUGAUCGAGCCCGAAGAGGUGUACUCCGGCUACGACAACACGCGGCCCGACACCACCGACCACCUGCUGUCCAGCCUCAACCGCCUGGCCGGGAAGCAGAUGGUGCGCAUGGUGAAGUGGGCCAAAGUGCUUCCAGGUUUCCGGGGCCUGCCCAUCGAGGACCAAAUCACCCUGAUCCAGUACUCGUGGAUGUGUCUGUCCUCCUUUUGCCUCAGCUGGCGCUCCUACAAACACACCAACGGACAGAUGCUCUACUUUGCCCCCGACCUCAUCUUUAACGAGGAGCGCAUGCAGCAGUCGGCCAUGUACGACCUGUGUCUGGGCAUGAGGCAGGUGAGCCAGGAGUUUCUACGGCUGCAGCUGAGCUACGACGAGUUCCUCUCCAUGAAGGUCCUUCUGCUCCUCAGCACAGUUCCCAAAGAGGGUCUGAAGAACCAGGCGGCGUUCGAGGAGAUGAGGGUGAAUUACAUCAAGGAGCUCCGGCGCUCGGUGGGGAAAGCGACCAACAACUCCGGCCAAACCUGGCAGCGCUUCUUCCAGCUCACCAAGCUACUGGACGCCAUGCAUGAUCUGGUGGGGAACCUGUUGGACUUCUGCUUCUACACCUUUCGGGAGUCCCAGGCCCUGAAGGUGGAUUUCCCCGAAAUGUUGGUGGAGAUCAUCAGUGACCAGAUACCAAAGGUGGAGUCGGGCCUCACUCACACAAUCUACUUCCACAAGAAGUGACAGCGUUUAAAAAAAAAAAAAAAGAGAA